UCCUUUGUAGUGUCUUUUGAGCUUGAGCUGCCGAUAAUUGGUUGUGAGCUUAUUUCCAGUUAGUUAUUGGACUGAAAUAAAAUAAAAAGGAAAAUGUCAGCAGGGUAUGAGGAAAGUGAACUGUUGAGUGGAUUUCAGGCACAUUUUGAGCAAUUUUCUACCCAGGCGCUGCACAUCACGCAGGAACCUGAACAGUGGACCUCAAUGGCAAUGGUACCUUCAAUAUCUCUGUCUAACAAUUCGAAACAGAGCACCUCAGGCCAGCACGCAGGCUUUAAUUACUGCUGCAGUGCAAACCUUACACAGAAUUGUUUAGAGAAAGCAGUGGCAGCAAUUGAUGGAGCAAAAUACAGUUUAUCAUUUGCAUCUGGCUCUGCGGCUAUGAUGACCAUUGUACAUCUUUUGAAGUCUGGCGAUAAUAUCAUUUGCAUGAAAGGCGUUCAUGGAGGUGCAAACCAAUAUUUCUGCAGAGUUGCAUCAGAAAUGGGUGUGGAAACGUUAUUUGUUGACUGCACAUCAAUGAAGAGCCUGAAUGCAGCAAUCAAACCAAACACAAAACUUGUUUGGAUUGAGACUCCUACUAAUCCGAUGAUGAAAGUUAUUGACAUCAAAGCUUGUGCAGAAACUGCACACAAACAUGGAGACAUCAUUCUGGUUGUGGAUAACACCUUCAUGACAUCGUAUUUCCAGCGUCCCUUGGCACUGGGUGCUGACAUCUGCAUGUGUUCUGCAACAAAAUACAUGAAUGGUCAUAGUGAUGUAAUCAUGGGCCUGGCUUCUAUGAAUCGAGAGGACCUCUAUGAAAGACUGAAAUUCUUACAAAAUGCCAUAGGUGCAAUUCCAUCACCAUUCGACUGUUACAUGUGUAACUGUGGCUUGAAGACUUUCGCCCUUCGAAUGAAACAACACUUCAGGAAUGCACUGGCGGUAGCCAAGUUUUUGGAGGCAGAUCCUCGGGUAGACAAGGUUAUUUUUCCAGGUCUCCCUUCUCAUCCACAACAUGAUCUGAUAAAGCAACAGUGUACUGGGAGUUCGGGUAUGAUGGCUUUCUUGAUUAAAGGAGGCUUGGAAAAUGCCAAGACAUUCCUUAAAAACUUAAAACUGUUCACGCUUGCAGAGAGUUUGGGAGGAUAUGGAAGUCUAGCGGAGCAUUCGGCUACUAUGUCACAUAGCUCUGUUCCGAAGGAGGAGAGAGAUGCCCUGGGGAUAAGUGAUACCCUAAUACGAUUAUCUAUUGGAUUGGAGGAUAGCGUAGACAUUAUCGAGGACCUACAUCAAGCACUAAAAGCUGCUCAUCCGAAUGCAAUUAAACCUGCUGAGCAAAUUAACCUGUGAUUGUUCGCUUGGAGAAAAUGAAUUUUUUUGCUGGAAGAAAGUGUCAAAAAGAACGGUAGCAAAACACUUUGUAUUGUUUAUGACAUUUGAUGAAGCUUCAUGGAAUUGUACCCUUUUAAAAUGGCUUAACCUGUAAUGAGUCGUCACUUAGUCUCAUUAAAUUGUCAGUUGUAAUUGCAUGCAAGCAGAUAAAUUGUUGAUUUAUGUCUCCUGUAAUUUUAUUUACUGGGAAAUUUUGUGAAGAGUUGACUCAACUUAAUUUCCUAAAAUGAGGUUUAUUUUGCUAUGAUGCACUCUUCUCUGGAAUGCUGGCGGGGAGACUAAGAAUUGAUUUCCUUGCUGUAUCAAUGAGGUGAAAUGAACAGUGAUUAGGAAAUUAAAACAAAUUUUCUGGGAACACUCAGCCGGCCAGUCAUUGUCUCUGGAGAGAAACAGAGUUAACAUUUCAGGAAAAUGGCUGUUUAUCUGAACUGGAAAGAAUUGGAGCUGGGAAAGAUUUUAAGCAAGCACAGAGGCUGGGAAAGGACAGCAGAUCUAAGAGAAAGGUCUGCAAUAGGGUGGAAAGUCAGUAGAGAUAGAAUGACAGAUGAUGGUGCAGGAAAAAUGAGAUGGUAGUGGUUUAUUAAAAUGGAUCCCAAAAUAGGAAAAAUGGGAAUAGCUGAAUUGUGACCAACUGUAAAAAUAAACACACUGAAUAAGAUCUGAUUUGUCGCAUUCAAUGUUGAGAUUGUAAGUGACCUUUUGGAAGUUGAUUUGCUAUUCUUGAGCUUACAUUUAGUUUCAUGGGAACAUUGCGGGAGGACAUGAUUGGAGUAAUUGACAGAUAUCAGAAGCUCAUCACACUUGUGAAC
Molecule: messenger RNA, 2186 nt
Organism: Stegostoma tigrinum
Lineage: Eukaryota; Metazoa; Chordata; Chondrichthyes; Orectolobiformes; Stegostomatidae
Product: cystathionine gamma-lyase-like
Exons: 12
Coding region: 94-1335 (413 amino acids)
Biological process (GO): transsulfuration
Cellular component (GO): cytoplasm
Molecular function (GO): cystathionine gamma-lyase activity; pyridoxal phosphate binding
Source: RefSeq, a predicted model, not a curated record